ACAGAGCCGGGCCUACCACAGAUUCACCUGGAAGGCAACCGCCUUGUUCUCACCUGCCUUGCUGAAGGGAGCUGGCCUUUAGAGUUCAAGUGGAUGCACAAUGACCGUGAGCUCACCACCUACACCAGCGAAUAUAAGUAUAUUAUCCCGUCUUUACAGAGGCUUGAUGCUGGGUUUUACCGCUGUGUGGUGCGAAACAGGAUGGGAGCUCUCUUGCAGAGAAGAUCAGAAGUUCAAGUCGCAUAUAUGGGAAAUUUCAUGGAUACAGACCAGAGGAAAACGGUGUCUCAAGGACAUGCAGUAGUUCUCAACUUACCACCCAUCACCAGCUUCCCAAGACCGCAAGUGACCUGGUUCAGAGAAGGGCACAAGAUCAUUCCCAGCAACAGAAUAGCCAUCACGCUGGAGAACCAACUGGUGAUCCUUGCUGCGACCGCGGGUGACGCCGGGGCUUACUACGCGCAGGCCGUCAACGAGCGGAACGGGGAGAACAAGACCGGCCCACUCAUUCACUUGAGUGUCGCAAGAGAGGUUGGCAGCCCCGAAACCAUGGCACCCGUCAUUGUGAUCCCCCCCGGCAACAGAAGUGUGGUGGCCGGAUCCAGUGAGACCACCUUGGAAUGCAUCGCCAAUGCCAGGCCUGUCGAGGAGCUGCACGUGACCUGGAAGAGGAACGGGGUGAAGGUCGCCGGGGGGCUCCACAGCCAUGGGAGACGCCUCACCAUCAGCAACCCGACGUCCGCCGACACCGGGAUGUACGUCUGUGAGGCCACGCUGAGAGGACGCGCGUUCAGUGCGGCCACAGCGCAAGCCUUUCUGGCUAUCAUAGAGCCACCGUAUUUUACUGCUGAGCCCGAGAGUCGGAUUUUAGCGGAAGUGGAAGAUACCGUGGACAUCGUGUGUCGAGCCAUGGGGGUCCCUCUUCCCACUCUCCAGUGGUACAAGGAUGCCACAUCCAUCAGCAAGCUCCAGGAUCCCCGGUACAAGAUGCUGUCAAGUGGAGGCCUGCGUAUCCAAAAGCUGCGUCCUGAGGACUCGGGGAUCUUCCAGUGCUUUGCCAGUAAUGAAGGAGGGGAGAUCCAGACCUAUACCUACCUGGACGUCACCAAUGUCGCCCCAGCGUUUACUCAGCUUCCGGUGGACACCACGGUCACCGAUGGGAUGACGGCCGUCCUGAGGUGCGAGGUGUCCGGAGCCCCCAAGCCCGCCAUCACAUGGAGGAGAGGAAAACAUAUUUUGGCCAGUGGCUCCGUGCGGAUUCCUAGGUUCAUGCUUCUGGAGUCUGGGGGUCUGCAGAUCGCCCCUGUCUUCCUCCAGGAUGCCGGGAGCUACACCUGCUACGCAGCCAACACGGAGGGGUCCCUGAACGCGUCCGCAGCCCUAACUGUUUGGAAUCGCACGUCCAUCGUUAACCCUCCAGAGGACCGCGUGGUGAUUAAGGGGACCACUGCCACGCUGCACUGUGGAGCCACUCACGACCCCCGGAUCGCCCUUCGCUACAUCUGGAAGAAGGACAACACAGUCAUCACCCCAUCUAGCAGUUCCAGGAUUGUGGUAGAGAAGGACGGGUCCCUCCUCAUUAGCCAGACGUGGUCGGGUGACAUUGGAGACUACACCUGUGAAAUCGUGUCCGAAGGAGGGAACGAUUCCAGGACGGCCCGGCUAGAGGUGAUUGAACUGCCUCACUCACCUCAGAACCUGCUGGCCAACCUGAACUCUUCCCACAGCCACACGGUGAUGCUGUCUUGGGUUCGACCAUUUGAUGGAAACAGCCCGGUGCUUUAUUACAUCGUGGAGCUGUCUGAGAACAACUCUCCAUGGAAAGUACAUCUGUCAAAUGUCGGCCCCGAGAUGACAGGCGUCACCGUGCGCGGCCUGACUCCAGCUCGCACCUAUCAAUUCCGGGUGUGUGCCGUGAAUCAAGUGGGCAAAGGCCAGUACAGCGCAGAGACAAGCAGGUUGAUGUUACCUGAAGAGCCGCCCAGUGCUCCUCCAAAGAAUAUCGUAGCCAGCGGGCGUACCAAUCAGUCCAUCAUGGUCCAGUGGCAACCGCCCCCAGAAACAGAGCACAAUGGGGUGCUGCGUGGGUACAUCCUCAGGUACCGCCUGGCCGGCUUGCCGGGAGAACACCAGCAGCGCAACAUCACCAGCCCGGAGGUCAACUACUGCCUGGUGACAGAGCUGAUCAUCUGGACGCAGUACGAGAUCCAGGUGGCCGCCUACAACGGGGCGGGCCUGGGCGUCUUCAGCAGGGCCGUGACGGAAUACACCCUCCAGGGAGUGCCUACUGCGCCCCCACAGAAUGUGCAGACAGAAGCUGUGAAUUCCACAACCAUCCAAUUCCUCUGGAACCCUCCGCCUCAGCAGUUCAUCAAUGGCAUCAACCAGGGAUACAAGCUCCUCGCGUGGCCAGCUGAGGUCCCUGAGGCCACCACUGUGGUCACCAUUGCGCCAGAUUUCCACGGAGUCCACCACGGGUAUAUAACGAACCUGAAGAAGUUCACGGCGUACUUCACCUCCGUUCUGUGUUUCACCACUCCGGGGGACGGGCCUCCGAGCACGCCUCAGCUCGUCUGGACUCAUGAAGACAAACCAGGAGCUGUGGGACAUCUGAGUUUCACGGAGAUCCUGGACACAUCCCUCAAGGUCAGCUGGCAGGAGCCCCUGGAGAGAAACGGCAUCAUCACAGGCUACCAGAUUUCCUGGGAGGUGUACGGUCGGAACAGCUCCCGGCUCACCCACUCCCUCAGUAACACGACGCAUGAGUACAAAAUCAAAGGACUGUCGUCUCUCACCACCUAUACCAUCGAUGUGGCCGCUGUCACCGCCGCAGGGACUGGCCUGGCCACCUCAUCCACCAUUUCUUCUGGAGUGCCCCCAGAGCUCCCUGGCGCCCCGUCUAAUCUGGUCAUUUCCAACAUCAGCCCCCGCUCAGCCACGCUUCAGUUCCGACCGGGCUACGACGGGAAGACCUCCAUCUCCAGGUGGAUCGUCGAGGGUCAGGUUGGAGCCAUCGGUGAUGAGGAGGAGUGGGUCAGCCUCUACGAGGAGGAGAAUGAGCCCGACGCCCAAAUGUUGGAGAUCCCAAACCUCACACCGUACACUCAUUACAGGUUUCGCAUGAGGCAGGUGAACGUCGUCGGUGCCAGCCCCUUCAGCCAGUCAUCCCGGGUCAUCCAGACCCUGCAGGCACCCCCCGAUGUGGCCCCCACCAGCGUCACCGUGCGAACGGCCAGCGAGACCAGCCUGCGGCUCCGCUGGGUGCCGCUGCCUGAUUCCCAGUACAACGGGAACCCCGAGUCGGUGGGCUACAGGAUUAAGUACUGGCGCCCCGACCUCCAGGCCCCGGCGCUGGCGCAGGUCAUCCACGACCGGCUGGAAAGGGAGUUCACCAUCGAGGGGCUGGAGGAGUGGACGGAGUACGAGCUCCAGGUGCAGGCGUUCAACGCCAUCGGGGCCGGGCCCUGGAGCGAGGCGGUGCGGGGCCGCACUCGGGAGUCAGUUCCUUCAGCCGCGCCUGAAAACGUGUCCGCUGAGGCUGUCAGCUCCACCCAGAUUUUACUGACGUGGGCUUCGGUGCCUGAACAGGACCAGAAUGGGCUCAUACUGGGCUACAAGAUCCUGUUCCGGGCCAAAGACCUGGACCCCGAGCCCCGCAGUCACGUCGUGCGAGGGAACCACACGCAGUCGGCACUGCUGGCCGGGCUCCGCAAGUUCGUGCUGUACGAGCUGCAGGUGCUGGCGUUCACCCGCAUCGGCAACGGCGUGCCCAGCUCGCCCCUCGUCCUGGAGCGGACCAAGGACGACGCCCCGGGCCCACCAGUAAGGCUCGUGUUCCCAGAAGUGAGACUCACAUCCGUGCGGAUCGUGUGGCAGCCGCCGGAAGAGCCCAACGGCAUCGUUCUGGGGUACCAGAUCGCCUACCGCCUGGCCAGCAGUAGCCCCAACACGUUCACCACGGUGGAGGUGGGUGCCACCGUGAGACAGUUCACGGCCACCGAGCUGGCCCCAGAGUCUGCAUAUAUCUUCAGGCUGUCAGCCAAGACGAGGCAAGGCUGGGGGGAGCCGCUGGAGGCCACCGUCAUCACCACUGAGAAGAGAGAGCGGCCGGCGCCCCCCAGAGAGCUCUUGGUGCCACAGGCCGAAGUGACCGCACGCAGCCUCCGACUCCAGUGGGUCCCGGGCAGCGACGGGGCCUCCCCCAUCCGCUACUUCACCGUGCAGGUGCGAGAGCUGCCCGGGGGCGAGUGGCAGACCUACUCCUCGUCCGUCAGCCAUGAGGCCACAGCCUGUGCUGUCGAAAGGCUGAGACCCUUCACUUCCUACAAGCUGCGCCUGAAAGCGACCAAUGACAUCGGCGACAGUGACUUCAGUGCAGAGACGGAUGCAGUGACCACGCUGCAGGACGUUCCGGGAGAGCCUCCAAGUUUCAUCUCAGUGACACCGCACACCACCUCCUCUGUCCUGAUCCAGUGGCGGCCUCCAAGGGAUGAGAGCCUGAACGGCCUUCUUCAGGGUUACCGGAUCUACUACCGGGAGCUGGAGUCCGAGGCAUCCUCAGCCACCGUGUCCAAGACGCUCAAAACCCCUUCGGCUUUACGGGCCGAGCUUGCAGGUCUGAAGAGGUACCGGCGCUACGAGGUCAUCCUGACAGCCUAUAACAUCAUCGGCGAGAGCCCUGCCAGCGCGCCCGUGGAGGUGUUCGUCGGCGAGGCUGCCCCGGCCAUGGCUCCGCAGAACAUCCAGGUGACCCCGCUCACGGCCAGCCAGCUGGAGGUCUCAUGGGACCCGCCGCCACCAGAAAGCCAGAACGGGAACAUCCAGGGCUACAAGGUUUACUACUGGGAGGCAGACAGCCAGAACGAAACAGAGAAGAUGAAGGUCCUGUUCCUGCCGGAGACCGUGCUGAAGCUGAAGAACCUGACCAGCCACACCCAGUACCUGGUCAGCAUCUCUGCCUUCAACGCGGCGGGAGACGGGCCGCAGAGUGACCCCCGGCAGGGACGCACCCAUCAGGCCGCUCCCGGGACCCCCAGCUUUUUGGCGUUCUCAGAAAUAACCUCUACCACGCUGAACGUCUCGUGGGGCGAACCAGCAGCAGCCAACGGCGUCCUACAGGGCUACCGAGUGGUCUACGAGCCCUUAGCACCAGUCCAAGGGGUGAGCAAGGUGGUGACAGUGGACGUGAAGGGGAACUGGCGCCGCUGGCUGAAGGUGCGCGAUCUCACCAAGGGAGUCACCUACUUCUUCCGCGUGCAGGCGCGGACCAUCGCCUACGGGCCCGAGCUGCAAGCCAACGUCACGGCAGGGCCAGCAGAGGGCUCCCCAGGGUCCCCCAGAGAUGUCUUGGUCACCAAGUCAGCCUCCGAACUGACCCUGCAAUGGACCGAGGGGAACGCAGGCAGGACGCCCACCACCGGCUACGUCAUCGAGGCCAGGCCCUCAGAUGAAGGCCUCUGGGACGUGUUCGCGAAGGACAUUCCCCGAGGCGCCACAUCCUACACUGUCAGCCUGGACAAGCUCAGGCAGGGAGUGACCUACGAGUUCCGGGUGGUGGCCGUGAACCAGGCGGGCUAUGGGGAGCCCAGCAGCCCCUCCACGGCCGUGUCAGCUCAAGUGGAAACCCCAUUCUACCAGGAGUGGUGGUUCCUGCUGGUGAUGGCCCUUUCCAGCCUGAUCGUCAUCCUGCUGUUGGUGUUUGCCCUGGUCUUGCACGGACAGAACCGGAGAUACAGGAGCUGCAGCACAGGUAAGAGCAUCUCCAACAUGGAGGAGACCGUGACCCUGGACAACGGAGGGUUUGCUGCCUUGGAGCUCAACAGCCGUCAUCUCAACGUCAAGAACACCUUCUCGAAGAAGAACGGGACCAGGUCCCCGCCCCGGCCCAGCCCCGGUGGGCUGCACUACUCAGAUGAGGACAUCUGCAACAAGUACAACGGAGCUGUGCUGACCGAGAGCGCCAACCUUAAGGAGAAGUCGGUGGACGCUUCGGAAUCCGAGGGCACUGACUCCGAGUCUGAGGACGCGCCCCCCCAGCACUCCUUCGUCAACCACUACAUGAGCGACCCCACCUACUACAACUCGUGGAAGCGGCGGGCCCCGGGCGGCCGUGCCCCGCACAGGUACGAGGCUGUGGCGGGCAGCGAGGCGGGGCCGCACCUGCACACCGUGGUCACCACGCAGAGCGCCGUGUUUGCGCCCACGGGCCCUGGCGCCCGGACUCCACUCACCGGCUUCUCUUCCUUCGUGUGACGGCCCCAGCGGGGCCUCAGUGGACCUCCCAGCCUCCUUUUGUUAAGACAAUCAACUCCAAUAACUGAGCUCAAGCUUUUGUUUAAAAAGAGAAUUCUGAUAAGUGAUGAUUUUACCUACUUGUGGACACUAGAUUUCAAUUAGGAAGGUUUUUUUAACGGCUUUUUGUAACAUCGCUGCAGGAAGCGGGUUUCUUUGUUUUCUUUUCUUUUUACGAGAAGGUGUAUUUCAGUGGUGCAAUGGCGGGAAGGCCUCAGACCCCCCAGCCCCCAGUCCCGGGUUUCUCCAUCCCGAUGCCUGACUAGGGAGGCUGCGGGGGGAGGAAGAGCGGGGAUCCAGGGAGCUGUCCGCCCGCAUCCAGGGCGCUCCUUCCGCUUCUCUACCUCCUGUGCCUCUGGAGAACCAGUCACACGCCAGGGUCCCCAUCGGUGACACCGACCAGCUGGGCUCUCGCCGCCUCCUGGGGCCGCAGAGUGAAGUCUGCCCUGGGCUGGGCCCUUUUCGACCUGACGGCAUCCACCUCUGAAAUACUCUCCCUCCGCAGUUUCUAGGCAAGGAAUCAGCAUCCAGGUUCCUGGCAAGGGGGCAAGAGAUUGCGAGGUGGGGUCCUCAGACCCGGCGAUGACUCCGUUGGUCUCACCCUGUGUCACUGCAACGGUGAAACACCGGGGCUUUUUCUUCCUUUCUCUCCUUAAACCCAACGGUGCAGAGCAGGAAACCACCCCCCGGGGCCGGAAGCCGCCACGCUGGCCCUCACUUAGCGAGCUAGCUCCUUCCCGAGAACACAGCACACGGCCAACCCCGCUAACCCAGAGAGAACCAGACGGCGCUUGCAGAAUAAUUGCUUGUUGUGUAAGACGUGUGCAUUGUUAACCAGAGUAUUUUUUAAAUCUUUUUAUCUUUUUUUAAAAUAUGUCACAUGAAAUGAAUGAGUCUCUGCUGUCUCCAGGUGCCUUUUUAUUAAUUGUUUAGCUUUGUACAUGAGAAAGACGACAAGCGUCAGUGUCUCCAAAUAAAGCAAAACAGCUCUGAGCAAA
Messenger RNA from Neogale vison (American mink), 7289 nucleotides. RefSeq names its product sidekick cell adhesion molecule 1 (gene SDK1). Gene Ontology annotation, molecular function: protein binding. NCBI's taxonomy places the organism in Eukaryota, Metazoa, Chordata, Mammalia, Carnivora, Mustelidae. The record is from RefSeq and is a predicted model, not a curated record. The transcript has 43 exons. Bases 94 to 6252 code for a protein of 2052 amino acids.